GUUUAUUUUUUUAUUCUGAUUAUGCAAUCUAUACAAAUUCUAUAACUAAGAAAAUACUUUCAUUGUUUGAAAACGAUCCUACAUCAUUAUAUCUACAAGUCCAUUGUAGUCUAAUAUCAUCUAAUCAUAUGUACAUUAAUUUAUUGAUGUCUACAUCAAAAUACUUUGCACAAGAAUCUCAUCAAAACAAAGUCGAAAUAGAUUUGGUUGAUAAUUUUUUACGCCUUGAAAAUGAUCUUAUAUCUCAGUUAAACGGUUUGAGUUAUGGUCCAGAUGUUGAAUUUAUUUACAAUCCAAUACAGUAUGCUUAUAACCUUCACAAGGCAUUUUUAAAAAAGUUUUUAGUAACACAUAAGAAAGUAUUGUUCUUAGGGAUCAAUCCAGGACCCUGGGGAAUGUGUCAAACUGGAAUACCAUUCGGUGAAGUAAAUAUUGUGAAAAGUUAUUUAAAAGUGGAUGGAGAAGUAUUACCUCCAGAUAAUUGUCAUCCACAAAGACCAGUUAAUGGUCUAAACUGCACUAGAAGUGAAGUGAGCGGUAAAAGGUUAUGGAAUCUUUUUAUUACGCUCAGUAAAGGCGAUCCAUACAUCUUUUUUAAAUAUUGCUUUAUUCAUAACUAUUUUCCCUUGGCAUUAAUGAAUAAAAAUGCUAAAAAUAUCACACCAAGCGAUUUAAAGAGUAUAUAUCAAAAAAAGGUACAAGAUAUCUGUGAUAAAUCAUUAAAUGAUGUAAUUACCUUACUUGGAAUUGAUAUUAUUGUAGCUAUUGGAAAUUAUGCUGAAAAAAGGUCUAAUGAAGUAAUUAAAAAAUAUAAGUUAAACAAAAUUAAGGUUAUAAAAAUUCCUCAUCCAAGUCCUCGUAGUGUGGGUACUACUGAAAAAUGGGAAAGUGAUACUUUAAAUCAAUUAAAUUCAUUUGAUAUUAUCAAGUUAUUGAAAUAAAAAUGGAUUGG
Molecule: messenger RNA, 952 nt
Organism: Sipha flava (yellow sugarcane aphid)
Lineage: Eukaryota; Metazoa; Arthropoda; Insecta; Hemiptera; Aphididae
Gene: Smug
Product: single-strand selective monofunctional uracil DNA glycosylase
Biological process (GO): base-excision repair
Molecular function (GO): single-strand selective uracil DNA N-glycosylase activity; oxidized pyrimidine nucleobase lesion DNA N-glycosylase activity
Source: RefSeq, a predicted model, not a curated record